AUGGCAGCCAAAGGUGAGACGAGCUCAUCCAAAGUGCGCAAUAGAGAGUUUCUCUUGGAGAUUGAGGCAAAAGUUCGAAAAUGGUGGGAAGACGAGAAAGUUUUCAGUGCUGAAUGUGAAAAGCCUGGUCACAAGUUCUUUGGAAAACUCCCUUUUGAUAGUUUUAUGGAAAAUCCGUUCAGUCUGUCAAAGCUGGAAUGGCUGCCAGAUAUUCCUAUUGAUGUCAUCAGAUUUGCUUUGGUAUAUGUUUGUGAUGGUGCUGUUGAUGAGGCAAAAAUCAACUUUCUACAUAGCAAUGCAGCUUCUGUAUACAAUGCUGCAAACACUGCCAUCCUAAAAUUCAAUGAAGAGAUGUCAUGGCAUGAAGAAUUCUUGGCUGCAGAUUUUGAAUCUUUGAGAUGUGGUCCCCCUUCUACUUUCGCAGACAGGGUGUUUGCCAAUGAGAUAAACAUUGCUUUGAACAGGACCAAAGAGCAAUACGAAGCUGGCCAGUUUCGAGGAGCCCUGGAUUCCAUUUUUGAGCUUCAAGAUGCCAGAGAUUGGUACAAGAUUUCAUGUGGUGGUACAAACGCAAUGAACCGUGACUUGGUGUGGCGUUUUAUGGAUGUGCAGACAUGUCUUAUAACUCCAAUCUGUCCACACUAUAGGGAGUAUGUCUGGAGGGAUCUUCUGAACAAGAUGGACUUUGUGGUGAAUGCAGACUGGCCUGUCGCUGAUGCUCCAGAUGAGUCAAUCCUUCAGAGUGGCGAUAAGUAUUUGAAAGACUUAAUUGAUUCAAUGAAGAGACACGUUGAAAGUGAGAGAAAUAAGAAGGGUACUGCUCUAGCUACCACUAGUUUGACAGACGAAAGCCAAAAAUUAGAAGCUCUUAUAUAUGUUAAUGAGGCAGGUGAUACACUUACUUUCUCUACCGAGGCAUUGCAUACAGAUUUUAAACAACACGGAAAUGAGUUCAAUCAGAAUGCGAAAGUAAAGUUCGGGGAUCAAUUCUUAGAUUUGAAGCUGCCUUUUAGAGAGAAAGUGCUUCUACAGAAUUUGAACUUUAUUAAGAGGGAAAUUGGUCUUGACAAGGUGCAAGUUUUAUCAGCUACCAACCCUGGUGAUCUUGCUAAAGCUGGUUCUCCUAUUAAAUUGUCAGAUGCUGAAUCUUCCUCACCUGGAAAGCCAGCUAUUCUCUCCUUGACAUGUCCAAAAAGAGAUUUUAGAUCAUUUGGUACUUCAAAGACUACACCGUUAAUGGCCGAUUUAUCCUCAUCUGGCUCUGCACCAAAGCACACCAACCCUUUAACCAUGCUCAGUUUGUGGCCAAAAUUUAAGCUACCCCAAAUAUUCUCACAAAGGGAAGAAAAUUACCCCGAAGAACUCUCACAAAGGGAAAAAUACUAUCCUGAAAAAUGUCACAAUAAUCCUGCUUCCUUGUAUCGCCCUCCCUCUAAGCUACUCUUCCAGGGUUCCUUUGACAAGGCCUUAGAUACUGCUUGUAACCAAGACAAAUGGCUCCUGGUGAACAUGCAAUGUUUGGAUAAUUUCAGCUCGCAUAUGCUUAAUCACCACGUCUGGUCUGAAAAAGCUGUCUGUGAGACCAUUAGUACCAAUCUUAUCUUUUGGCACGAGUAUUUUGAUACACCUGAAGGUGAUAUGGUUUCCAGAAAGUACAUCUUGGACUCAAGAACCAUAGUGCUGCUGAUUGACCCCAUGACUAGUGAAGCAAUGUGUUCAUGGAAAGGAAUGGUUAAUCCGAAUGAUUUUAUGGAGGAUCUAGUACCAUACUUGCUGACUAGCCCCAAGAAUAACUGUGUACCUCAAGAAGAGAAGGAACUACUGCGGCACACAUCGAAGUUGGAGACAAGUAGUGGAAGUACUUCCAAAGCCAAACAAGACUAG
Messenger RNA from Fragaria vesca subsp. vesca, 1884 nucleotides. RefSeq lists its product as uncharacterized. The record is from RefSeq and is a predicted model, not a curated record. The coding region runs from base 1 to 1884 and encodes 627 amino acids. Gene Ontology annotation, biological process: leucyl-tRNA aminoacylation. Gene Ontology annotation, molecular function: ATP binding; leucine-tRNA ligase activity. The transcript has 6 exons. Lineage: Eukaryota; Viridiplantae; Streptophyta; Magnoliopsida; Rosales; Rosaceae.